Molecule: messenger RNA, 639 nt
Organism: Knipowitschia caucasica
Lineage: Eukaryota; Metazoa; Chordata; Actinopteri; Gobiiformes; Gobiidae
Source: the annotation of a GenBank genome assembly
AUGCUCUCUCUCCUGUGGUGUAGGAUGGGGGCCUCGGACGACGUGUUCAGCGGCCGCAGUACCUUCAUGCAUGAGCUGACCGAAGCCUCGGACAUCAUCUUCCGUGCGACCGAGCGUUCGCUGGUGAUUCUGGACGAGCUGGGCCGAGGCACCAGCACUCACGACGGGAUGGCCAUCGCCUACGCCACUCUGGAGCACUUCGUCACAAAAGUGAAGUCCUUUACGCUGUUUGUGACACAUUACCUUCUUCUGAGUGAACUGGAGAAACUGCAUCCUCUGCACGUCCACAACUGUCACAUGUCUUUCCUGCUGAACGAUCCCGACGCCGCUGCAAGUUCCCAUGAUGACGUUCGGCCCGAGUUCAUUACAUUUCUGUACCAGCUGACAGGGGGCGCUGCUGAGCGGAGCUACGGCCUGAAUGUGGCUCGGCUCGCGGACAUUCCCGACGCCAUUCUGCACCGGGCAGCGAAGAAAUCCCGCGAGCUGGAGAACAUGAUCACUGACAAAAGGAAGAAUAAGAAGCUUCUCUCUGAUCUGUGGAAGAUUUCAGACAAAAAGGCGCUGAUGGAGUGGCAGACCCUGAGCUCGUCUUCCUCAGAGGAGCUUUGUACAAACCCAGUGGAAAAGCCCAAGACCUGA